GGAGGCGCGCUCUGGGCCCGCGGGCGGGUCUGGCGGCUACAGCGGCGGCGGCGGCCACAGCAGCGACGACGGCUAUGGGGAGCGGAGGCGUGAUCCACUGUAGGUGUGCCAAGUGUUUCUGUUAUCCUUCAAAGCGGAGAAUAAGAAGGAGACCUCGAAACCUCACAAUCUUGAAUCUCCCUGAAGAUGUGCUCUUUCAUAUCCUGAAAUGGCUUUCUGUUGGAGAUAUCCUCGCUGUCCGAGCUGUACAUUCCCACCUGAAGUACCUGGUGGACAACCAUGCCAGUGUGUGGGCAUGCGCCAGCUUCCAGGAGCUGUGGCCUUCUCCGGGGAACCUGAAGCUCUUUGAAAGGGCUGCUGAGAAAGGGAACUUUGAAGCUGCCGUGAAGCUGGGCAUUGCCUACCUCUACAACGAAGGCUUGUCGGUGUCUGACGAGGCCCGGGCGGAAGUGAACGGCCUGAGGGCCUCUCGCUACUUCAGCCUGGCCGAGCGGCUGAAUGUGGGUGCCGCGCCCUUCAUCUGGCUCUUCAUCCGCCCUCCUUGGUCGGUGUCCGGGAGCUGCUGCAAGGCUGUGGUUCACGAGAGCCUCAGGGCGGAGUGCCAGCUACAGAAAACCCACAGGGCGUCCAUACUUCACUGCCUGGGGAGGGUGCUGAGUCUCUUCGAGGAUGAAGAGAAACAGAAGCAGGCCCGGAACCUGUUUGAAGAGUCUGCUAACCAGGGGUGUCUGACCAGCUCAUACCUCCUCUGGGAGAGUGACAGGCGGAUGGACAUGCUGGACCCCGGACGGUGCCUCCACAGCUUCCGGAAGCUCAGGGACUUUGCUGCCAAAGGCUGCUGGGAAGCGCAGCUGUCUCUAGCCAAAGCCUGUGCACAUAGACACCAGCUCGGAUUGGAAGCAAAAGCCUCCAGCGAGAUAGUCUGCCAGUUGUUCCAGGCCUCCCACGCUGUCAAUAAGCAGAGGGUCUUCUCUGUCCAGAAAGGGCUCAAUGACACGAUGAGGUACAUCCUCAUCGACUGGCUGGUGGAGGUCGCGACCAUGAAGGACUUCUCGAGCCUGUGUCUCCACCUGACCGUGGAGUGCGUGGACCGGUACCUGCAGAGGCGGCUGGUGCCCCGGUACCGGCUGCAGCUGCUGGGCAUUGCCUGCAUGGUCAUCUGCACCCGGUUCAUCAGCAAAGAGAUCCUGACAAUCCGGGAGGCUGUGUGGCUCACAGACAACACGUAUAAGUACGAGGACCUGGUGAGGAUGAUGGGCGAGAUCAUCUCGGCCCUGGACGGGAAGAUCCGGGUCCCCACCGUGGUCGAUUACAAGGAUGUCCUGCUGACACUGGUCCCCAUGGCACCAAGAACCCAGCACCUGUGCGGCUUCCUCUGUGAGCUCUCCCUGCUGCACACCAGCCUGGCCGCCUACGCCCCGGCCCACCUCGCUGCAGCUGCCCUGCUGCUGGCGAGGCUGACACACGGGCAGACGCAGCCCUGGACCACCCAGUUGUGGGACCUUACCGGCUUCUCCUGUGAAGACCUCAUCCCCUGUGUCUUAAGUCUUCAUCAGAAGUGCUUCCAUGAUGACGCCCCCAAGGACUACAGGCAGGUGUCUCUCACUGCUGUCAAGCAGCGAUUCGAGGACAAGCGCUACGAGGAGAUCAGCCUGGAAGAGGUGCUGAGCUACGGCCAGCUGUGUGCUGCCCUGGGCGUGAAACAGGAGAGCCUGGAACCUGCGCCCUUCCUCAGUGCGGGCGAUAUUCACGCCUUCCUCAGCUCACCCUCUGGGAGGAGGACCAAGCGGAAGCGGGAGAACAGCCUCCAGGAGGACAGGGGCAGCUUCGUCACCACGCCCACCGCUGAACUGUCCAGCCAGGAGGAGACGCUGCUGGGCAGCUUCCUGGACUGGAGCCUGGACUACUGCUCGGGCUACGAGGGCGACCAGGAGAGUGAGGGCGAGAAGGAGGGCGACGUGACGGCUCCCAGCGGCGUCCUCGACGUCACCGUGGUCUACCUGAGUCCGGAGGAGCACUGCUGCCAGGAGUCCAGUGACGAGGAGGCCUGCCCGGAGGAGGCAUGGGGGCCCCAGGACACACAGGCGCUGGCGCCGGGCCACCAGGCGCUGCGGACCCCAGGGCUGGAGCCCCCCCCGUGCAGCAGGUGGGGGCUGGGCAAGGACAUCACGACAUCGGGGUACUCCUCCGUCAGCAGCGCGAGUCCCGCAGACUCCGGGCACGCCUUGGGGGGGCCCCCCCGGUCUACCUCAGAGCUGCCCGCGGGCAGCAGCUUGAACACACAGCCCUGCCACCACCAUGCCCGGAAGUCGUGUUUACAGUGUCGCCCCCCCAGCCCCCCGGAGAGCUGUGCUCCCCAACAGCAGGUGAAGAGGAAGAACCUGUCAGCCCACAGUGAGAAGGAGGAGGAAGAAGACAUGAACUUGGGCUUCUUGAAGCUGUGAGUGUGUCGGAGCGUGUGCCGCAGUGGACGUCUGCUGAGGGGGGGCUGCUGCUGUGCUAGUGCGGGGCGGGGGACAAGACGGAUCCCUGCGGAUCCCCGCUGGCCUCGCACGGGGACCCUAGAGAAGAUCCAGGGGCAGGGACUCUUUCUCCUGGGGAGCCUAUCACGAGCCAUCAGAAUCUCUAAAGCACAACGAAAACUCAGCUCCUCUUUGGGAGGUUUAGCCUCAAAGCAGUCACGCCAUGCCAUGUCAGUCCUGUGUCUCUGUCCCCUCCCGUGUCUUGUCUUGCUUCCUCUGGGAAACAGCCCACGUCCUGGGCAAACAUCCCCUCUGCUGCCAGCACCCCAGGAACUGAGCUUUCACAGCUGAGAACACGUGUGGCCUGAGUGUCCACACACAGCUCCCCGUCCCCCCAUCUGUUUGGUCUGGGGUCCCGGGAGAGCUGACAGCCCUGAGCACGUCGCCACCCCUGCGCCCACACUGCCCUGCCUUGGGCAUGCGUUCCUUUCCUCACGGGCUGGUGCCUUCUGCAAUGGGGGAGCUCUGCCCCAAGCACUGUGGUGGACUGCGCCUGAACACUGGGCUCGAGGGCCUUGAUUCUCGGUCACAGGCUCGCUCCCUCCCAUAUUCUCAGCUCCUUUUAAAAAUCUGUCCCUUCUGCAAUGGUCCAUCUGUGUCCCCACUAGAUGGUAUCUGCAUGACCCUCUCACUGCACUGAAUUUCUGGGCCAUUUCUUUCCGUCUUUAUUUCUGUCCUUCAUCCCUCUAGGAUAAAAACAAAAGAAAAAUUAAAAAUAGAAGGUAUUACAUUUUUUAAAAUUCUCAACAUUAUUUAGGCUCAACUGAAAAAUGACAAUUUGAUUCAAACUUCUCGGUGCUCUCAUGACACUAUGCAAAACCAGUUUUCCCAGAGAGGUUAGCCAGGAAAAAAUUAAAUGUCAUUUGUAACAUCUGAGGUGACCAAGACACGGAACAACAUGAACCAGAGACCCGGCUUGCUGGAUGAGGGUGAACCUGUGAGUCCCUGUGAAUCAUGACCUUGGCUGCGCUCCCCGCUGGGCUGAGCCCAACACUCAGCUGCUGUCGCUUUUGUUUCCUCUUGAAAUGCCAGAAAGAACCACUUAGCCAGGAGUGUCCCCCCAAAUGCUCUUGAACCAAAACUACAGGGACCAGGAGACGCUGGCCCGGAGAGGCUUUUCUGGGCUCUUGACUCCCUGUGGGAACUAUCUUUUUUGCUGCUGUAGGCGAAUUCUGACCACCCUGGGUAGGCAGUGGUUGAGUAAGGGAAUCCCAGCAUUGGGACUGCAUACCUCCCUGUCGAUUGUGUGCCCCUAGGCAUGUGUGAGCCUCAGUUUCCUCAUCUGUACGAUGGGGUGACAGUACCUACCUCACAGGGGUGUUGUGAGGAUUAAAUGUGAUGAGGAUAAUA
Capra hircus (goat) is the source of this 3872-nucleotide messenger RNA. It is a transcript of the gene CCNF, whose product is annotated as cyclin F. Gene Ontology annotation, biological process: mitotic cell cycle phase transition; regulation of cyclin-dependent protein serine/threonine kinase activity. Bases 75 to 2444 code for a protein of 789 amino acids. Lineage: Eukaryota; Metazoa; Chordata; Mammalia; Artiodactyla; Bovidae. The transcript is spliced from 17 exons. The record is from RefSeq and is a predicted model, not a curated record. Gene Ontology annotation, molecular function: cyclin-dependent protein serine/threonine kinase regulator activity; protein binding. Gene Ontology annotation, cellular component: centrosome; cyclin-dependent protein kinase holoenzyme complex; nucleus.